AUGGCCAGCGAAGACAUGACCACAGCCACCGGCCAAGCUCCUAUUGUGCUUCUAGAGCCUCCAGUCGACGCCACCGCGCCCAAGCAAGACCGUCGCCUGAGCGACGAAUGGGAUGCCGCCAAGGUCCCUCCUAGCCGCUUCCAAAAACGAAAGGGCUCCAUCUAUGCUACCCCCAGCUCUCGUGACGGCCACGUCGACCGCAACUACCAAGAAAAGUAUCACGCCAAGAUUGCCGAAAUGACCAAGAGCAAGUGA
Beauveria bassiana ARSEF 2860 is the source of this 255-nucleotide messenger RNA. RefSeq lists its product as uncharacterized. Lineage: Eukaryota; Fungi; Ascomycota; Sordariomycetes; Hypocreales; Cordycipitaceae. The transcript has 2 exons. The record is from RefSeq and is a predicted model, not a curated record. The coding region runs from base 1 to 255 and encodes 84 amino acids.